CCGCCCCCCCAAGAAGAGAAGAAGUGGCUGAAAGAGGUGGCCGGCCAACGCUCGGCGGGCGGGGGCCCAGCGGGCAGCUCCUCGGACUCAGAGUCAUCCCCUGGAGCACCCAGCGAGGACGAGCGGGCGGUUCCUGGGCGUCUGCUGAAGACCCGGGCGAUGCGGGAGAUGUACCGGAGCUACGUGGAGAUGCUGGUGAGCACCGCACUCGACCCGGACAUGAUCCAGGCCCUGGAGGACACGCAUGACGAGCUGUACCUCCCGCCCAUGCGGAAGAUCGACGGCCUCCUGAAUGAGCACAAGAAGAAAGUCCUGAAGCGGCUGUCGCUGAGCCUCGCACUGCAGGACGCCCUGCACACGUUCCCGCAGCUGCAGGUGGAGCAGAGCGGGGAGGGCUCCCCCGAGGACGGGGCCGUGCGGCUGCGGCCGGCCGGGGAGCCCUACAACCGCAAGACGCUCAGCAAGCUCAAGAGGAGCGUGGUCCGGGCCCAGGAGUUCAAGGUGGAGCUGGACAAGUCCGGAUACUACACGCUCUACCACUCACUCCACCACUACAAGUACCACACCUUCCUGCGCUGCCGGGACCAGACCCUGGCCAUCGAGGGCGGCGCCGAGGACCUGGGCCAGGAGGAGGUGGUGCAGCAGUGCAUGCGGAACCAGCCGUGGCUGGAGCAGCUCUUCGACUCCUUCAGCGACCUGCUGGCCCAAGCGCAGGCCCACAGCCGCUGCGGGUGACCCCACCUCCUGUGGGGGGCGGGGCGCCUCCUCCUGGAACCAAGAAUUGGGACAGAACUGUGUCCUCAGGCGCUAACCCCUAGGCCCUGUGGCCAGGGAACAGGGAGGGUCACUGGUCAGGGUGUGUCCGUGCUGUCCCUACGGGGCAGGGUUCAGAGUUCGACUCCCCUCUCUCCCCAGCCCUCUCCACUCCCUCCCCGCCCCUCCCACUGUCCGGUGUACAGAGAAAUUAUUUAUAUAUAUGUAUAAAUGUCUAUUUAGUAACGGUUUCCCCUCCCCCCCUCGCCCCAUUCCCCCCUCCAUGGCCAUAGCCCUCACCCCCUCCACCUUGUACAUAAUGUAUAGGAAAAAUCUAUGUAUGGUUGAGGGGGGUGGGGCCGCUUUAGAGAGCUGGGGGACCCACUGACCCCCAAGCGCCCCCCGUUACAGGCCAAGAUCUUUGCUAAAGGCCAUUCCCUCCCCAGGGCUUUCGGUGUCCAGUGGGAGGGGGAAAACGCAUCUUGUUAAUUAUUUUUAAUCUUAUUUAUUGUACAUACCUGGGGCGGGGGCUGGGGAGGUGGAGGGGGGAGAGGGUCCCCUCCUUUUGCCCCUCCCACUCCUUUUCUACUGCGAUUUGUCUGUGUCUCCCCCACCCCCAGCACACACCACCCCCAUCCCAUUGUUGUCUGGAUGUGGUUCUAUUUUUUAUCGGUCUCCCCUCCCCUCUUCCCUCUCUCUGACCCCUCCGCUCCCACCUCCCCUCCACCCGUUGUCUCUUGCUCUUUCUUGGGCUUCUGUACAACUCAACUUGUAUACACUGUGUACACACAACCAGCCAAACGAAAACCCGACGGCAAACACUUGGUGGUCCGGCUGGAGUGGCUCUGUCCUGCGGCGUCUGGGCGGCGGCCCUGGGGUGGCACGGGCAGAGGGUCCGGAACGGGAGUGUGGCUUUUCUGGAGCCCCGGGUGGUGGUGCGCCGGGCACCAUGUAUCUGCUAUGUCUCGCUGUGUAACAAAGAGCCCCACCCCAAAAUUUAGUGACUUAAAACAA
Molecule: messenger RNA, 1767 nt
Organism: Myotis lucifugus (little brown bat)
Lineage: Eukaryota; Metazoa; Chordata; Mammalia; Chiroptera; Vespertilionidae
Gene: PRR12
Product: proline rich 12
Exons: 6
Source: RefSeq, a predicted model, not a curated record